This is a messenger RNA of Ceratina calcarata, 2673 nucleotides long. RefSeq lists its product as uncharacterized. The coding region runs from base 25 to 624 and encodes 199 amino acids. The record is from RefSeq and is a predicted model, not a curated record. Lineage: Eukaryota; Metazoa; Arthropoda; Insecta; Hymenoptera; Apidae. The transcript has a single exon.
UCACAGAGACACAGAGAGAGAGAGAUGGGCGCGGACGAAAGGGUCAGAAAAAUCGUCGGAGAUGGGAUUUCGUUGAAACUAAUCUCGAACGAACAGAUCCUCGAGGUGACAGGCGACGGAUGCAACGUCGUCGUGUCGAAGAACCGAGGGAUGGUGAGAAUCAUCGGUGAUGGGUGUCGGCUCAGAAUCGAUCAAAACAUAGGCGACGUCGAGUACACCGGAGAUGGUGGACGGGUCGUUCUGGGUGUGAGAUCGAUCAAGGGCAAAAUGAAGUACGUCGGCGACGGAGGACGUGUCAGGUUCGACGGUGGCCCGAGGGAAGUCUCGAAGAAGAGGACCAGAGAAGAAAAAGAGGCGAGCGGAGACGUCAGCGUCGAGGACAGGUCCAGAGAGAGGACCCAAGAAGAAGCGGAGAACGCGUCGAACGGAAAGAGAGAAGAGAGGACGAACGAUUCGAUUAAAUCGGAGAAGAGAGGAGGAACGAGGACCACCGUCGAGUACGACGAGAAGAUCGUGAAGAGGUGCUACGCGAAUCCCGGGCUCGUGGUCAGGACUGUGAACGGUGAUCGUUUCGUGAAAAUCGUGCCGAGCCAAUGUAAAACGAAGGUGAAAGUUGGCGGGUGAAGUUUUAUUCACAUUUCGGUCGGAACGAAUGCUCCACGGGGGAACGGUGCACGGGGGAACGGUGCACGACCGUCGGGUGAGCUGGUCGUGGCGAAUCAUUGGCGAACGUUCGAUAUUCGCGAUCUCGUCGGAUGGUACGAGGGGCACGCGAGGGGCAGUCGUUGGAACAUCUGUCGGGAGGUCGCGAGGUUUCUCUGCUAGAAAUGGGUCGCGGCGUACCAGUGAAAUUACACAAAUCCCACGCGAGUAACUUUCGAUCGACGUCGGAAGGGAAUAGAAAUACAAAUAGUCGCGGAACGGGCGAUCCGACGAGAGUGGUGGCAACACGGUUCACAAUUUUAACGGCGUUCUACUACUCUGCCAGUUCACCAACGCGUAGACAGCGAAUUUUAUGUAUUUACUUACUACGACUGUGUAGAGACAAAAGUAUCGAAUAAAGCGAUUACACCGAUAAAACCGUGACGUGUUUAUCGAGACACCGGACGGAUCACGUUUAGAAAAUAUUUUUCAGGAGAAACCCGACCACCGACGACGAGACACACCUGACGAGCCGUCGUUAAUCUUAUCGUUCGAUCAGAUUAAUCGUCGGUGACACGUCGGUAAGUGGUCGUGAUGCAGCCUAGGAUCGCGACGAUAAACUUUUGGCAAAUCCGCAAAUUUAAUUAUUACGCACCGCGGCAUUUAAUACAUCGUAACUCGAUCGAUACAAGUAAGUAUUGGUCGUAGUCACUGUACCGGAUGGCCGAACCGUCUCUUGGACGACAAAAAGAGCGUUCGAACGGAACAAAAGCGGAGGGCGGAGCGGUAUCGCCGCUCGAUCGCCGCUCGAUCGCCGCGUAUGCAAUUAACAAAACAUACGGGGAAGGAAAAGAGUGGUCGCCAAAGUUCCAUACCCCGACUCAGCGAAACGUGUAUCCGUUGUUAACGAGGCCACGUGCGCCUUCGCGCACGGUCGGAUGCCGUUCCUACUCGGCCAUUCUACUACACGUACACGAUCGUCAUCGAUAAAGUUCGAGCAGAGACAACAGAGAACACGAUGGCCACUGAAUUCCUCUCUUUUCCGAGAUAACGUGCACGCGUCACCCUUGACGCGUGAAAUCCGUCGACUCGCCCAACUGAAUCAGACGUUUUGACGGUGAUCCACGUAAUUACAGAGUCGAUAGUUUUAACGCGAGUCGUCGUGACGCUGCGAUCCUCGUCAGACGGCAGCGAAGCUGCCCGCAAUGCAGGCGAAACGGUGUUCCGAUAACGUUGGACGCACUACUCACCCCCGUUCGUGAAAAUCUGUUCGACAUCGACCAAGAUACAUCGGGGCCACGGUUCGAUUUUCGUCGUGUCUACGUCGUGUUAAAGUCGUUUCUCGCCCGCGGUGAAACGAGAUUCCCCAGGUGGUAAAAGGGCUGUGAAAUUAGACCGUGAUUCAGAUAAACGUGAAAACUCACGAGUAUCGCGGCGUCGCAUUUAGAUCCACGUUCUAGCCAGAAGCACGAGCCGAUGCGUUCUAAAAGGGAGGAAAAGGAGCGGAGUCUCGAUUCGUAAGCUCGGAAACGCGACGGACCCUCUUUCCACGGCGUGUUACUCUCGUGCACCCUCCAUUUCACGGACAGAUUUUUCAGGGACGUUCGCGGCCAGAAUCGAACAUCGUGGGGGAAACCUUUUAUGCAAUUUCGUGCCGCGACCCGUACAAAGACGAAACCAAAUAAGGUAGCUACGUAUCGCGCGUAACGCGAAAACCGGCCGACGUUUCUUUCCCUGUAACAAUAAUCGUCCAACACUUCGGUCGAUGAUUAUUGUUCAUAUUUUCUCAGACGAACGACGCGACGCUCCUCUACGAAAUUAACGCAACGUGAAAUUUGCAUGGGCUCGCGUGAAAGUACUCGGUCGAUUCGACCAGCAAAAUCGAAUUCUUCGCCCGUGUGAAUCAUUCUUCUAAUUUCGACUACGACAGGGUGGCUCGAGACCGUCGAGGCACGAUGAUAAUUUCGAUGACACGAUGUACGCGAGAAAUCAUACGACGGUGUGAGUCGAUUUAUAAAUAGGUAACAGGAU